UCCUCCGACUGUCAGCGGUACGCAGCACAGGGUAGAGUUCUCACGACUGAGAGGCGUUGCGCUCCAGCUCCUGAAAAACACACCGACACGGACUCGCGUUUGACAUUGACAGUCUGGGGAAGUUUAAAAUUGACCCUGGAUAUCCGUCAGCUCGUUAUGAUCAUCACAAAGAAAACUUUGACUUGAAAAAAAGGAAUUGCUGAGUAGAAGCUCGCAUAGUAUGGCGGUGUCUGACAUGGCUUCUUAGUCAUGACUCAAUGAAAGCUAAACUGUGGCAUCCCCUUCGCUCAACAAGACCAGGCAAGACGGACGCUCACAAAGGACGCCUCUCUCUCCAGCUUGCCCUCGCUUCACACCCUCCACCCUCCAACAGCACGACUGUGUUGCUGUCAUUUUAGAGGAGUUGCUUAAGCGCCUUAAAUGUUCCUGUUCCAGUGAACUCGCAGUGAAGGUGCUGUUCUUGGCUGGCGUCCACACCUUGUCAUAAGCCAGCAGACAAGCUGUUGGGAGAAUUCUGGACACGGUGGACGGAAGAGACCUGCAGACAGACCGACUGGGCAGAACUGUGGCAUCUGCUGAAUCCAUCGAGGCAGCUCUCACCAGGUGGUCCGCCCCUUUCUGCUGACCAAAGAGGGAAAGCAAGAGGGAAAGCAAGAGAGAGAGAGAGAGAGAGAAAAGAGAAAAGACGGAGAGACAUCUUGCUGCCCACAGGGCCUGUGGGCAUGUUUGCCGCUGCUGCGUUCAGGCCUCUCAUUAGGCCACUGGUCCCAGUGCUGAGGAAUGGAUAACCAUGCUGUCGGUCACCAUGGCUAAUACUGGCAUUAUUACACCCAUUAUUCUGCUGUAUUGCUCUAAGACUCUUUAAAGUGUGUGCUUUUUUGUUUCCUUUUUUUUUCAGUUUGUCUUUGGAAGCAGCAGUGAGGUUUGGUAUACCCACUUAUUAACAUAAAGCCUACUGAGAGAAGGGCAGCUCUUUCUAUUUUUGGACUAGUAACCUAAAACUGUAAGAUAUGCUUAUUUAUUCAUAGUCUUUUUUUGGUCACUGUAACUACUUUUUUUCCCUGAAAGAUUUUGAGGAAGCUGCUUUUUAAAGAAGGUUUUCACAGAAAGCUAUGGCAGCAACAUAUCGUGUUGUGGUGAGCAGCAUCAACUGCUACAACAGCGUGGUGAUCGACCGCCGGCUGCAGCACACGGUGCACUACUGUAACGGGCCGUGCGGGGCGCUCAAACAUGGACUGAGCUGCACAGUGGCCCACAGGAGCUCGUGCGCCGAGCUGCUGGACGUCCCUCCGGCCAGCACACACAACCCGGCAAUCCACGAGCCAAUCAGCAAGACACUGGAGAAUGGAGGCUCCGGGCCAGGGGUCUACUGCGACGACUAUCACCAGACCUUUCCUGGUCGCCUGAAGAAGGGAUCGGGCAUGCAGAGCUCGGGCAGCCUCAAGGACAUCACGGGAGAGGCCAUCAACUUGGCCAGCGGCAAGAUGAAGGAGUUCUCCUUCGAGAAGAUCAAGUACUCCACCAGCCACGUCACCUUCCGCAAGGGCCGCAAAGUGAGGCCAGACUCCUUCAGCAGGAGGUCGACCGACCUGGACAUCAUCUAUGGCCACUUCGGCGGUGGCAGCAGCGUCGGGAACGACGAGAACUGUCCCCCCUUCAGCCUGAUGCAGAAGUCGGUGAUGGAGGAGCAGAAGCUGAGCCGCAGCAACUCACUGGAACAUAGCCUCAACACGGUGGCCUCGCUCUACCUGAGCAGCCUCUCGGAGGAGAACCUGAUCGCCCGCAUCCUGGAGAAGACCAAGGCGGACAGCGGCGCCUCCGGAGAGGACAUCAAGGCCUGCCUGGACAUCCUGCUCAAGUGCUCCGAGGACCUGAAGAAGUGCACGGACAUCAUCAAGCAGUGCAUCAGGCGCAAGGCCACGGGCGACGGUGACAACGACUCCACCAACCCGGACGCCAUCUACAAGAACGUGAUGUCCCGUCUGUCCGGUUAUCUCAAGCGGCUGCCACUGGAGCUGGAGCAAGGGCGGCAGGAGCACAGCGACCUGGCAGAGCUGGUCAGUGCACUGCACAGCCUGCAGCAGAGCACCUUCUCCCCGAUCUUUGGCAACGAGCAGCCGCCUCGGUACGAGGAUGUGGUCCAUUCCCCUCCACUGUCCAAGCCCCGAGCCCCGAACUCGGUCGCUCCCAUCGCCCCGACCUCAGCCUCCUCUCAGACCGACCGUCGUGACGUCUGCACUCAGGACUCCAUGGGAAAUGUGAAAGUAGCCAAACUGAUGUAUGGAGGGGGCCCACCUGCUCACUCUCCCAGCAACGGCGUGCAUCAUCACGGCGUGCAGACCGUUCCCUCGAGCUUGCUGCAGUACGCAAACAGCCGCCACGACCCCCUCUCGUCGACCAACUCUCUCCUCUCCUGCAGCACCGACAGCAUCUGUAAGGACACUAUGGAGGCACUGUACAUAGAGGAAGAGGCUGACCUGGGCAAGACGACCGAGAGGGAGAGGGGGAUGGCCAGUGCAGCAGAGGUCAAGCAUUUCGCCAAGAAGCCCAGCAGCAUCCCUGAGAUGCCGAGUGGCACUGGCGUGGCGUCAAAUAAGCUACCCGAGAUCAGCAGGAGUGGAGCAUCAUACAAACCAAAGGCUGAGUCUGCCGCCGGGCAGAUGUACACCCCAGCGAAGACCGCAAGCGCGGACUCCAGGACAUUUUCUAAGCCCGCUGCUCACCAGUCCAGAGGCAGCAGUGAGGACAUUGACAAGCUGCUGAUGGACCUGGAGUGCCUCUCUCAGAACAUGCAGAAGGAGCCUCCGCUGCCUCCUAAGAUGAAGAACCAGCACCUGAGACAAGCUGGCCAGCAGCAGCAGCAGCAGCAGCAGCAGCAGCAGUGCAGUGGGACUCAGGCCUUCAGCAGUGCUUGCUCUGGAGCCAAUGGCCCAGUGUCCUCUAAAGCCCCAGGUGUCUCUGUGGCUCCACUGUCUAACGCCAGCGCUGGCCCUGAGGAGGGUGGGGAGGAGGACGACGGAGAGCUUCUGCUCAGGAUCCUGGAGAGCAUCGAGAGCUUUGCCCAGGAGCUGGUGGAGAGCGGAGCGGUCACUGGCACCCAGUCCAAAGAAAAGGAAGUGAUGCGUCUCCUUCAGGACACACUGGCCACCACCGCUGCUGCCACUUCCCCUACCCCUGCCCUUGCUCCUACCCCUGCCCCUACACCUGCCCCUACACCUGCCCUAGCCCCAGCCCUAGCCCCAGUCCCUGCCCCUGCCCCUGCCAACGACAAAGUGGACGCUGCAGCACCACCAGAGCCUGCAGAACCCCCAGCUUCACCUCCUAAAGCCCCUGCCCCUGCCCCUGCUCCAGGUCCAGUUCCAGUGCCUGUUCCCGCUCCUGCUCCUGCUCCAACUCUAGCUCCUCCGUCCGUUCCCAUGACCACCACAUCAGCUGCUGCGCCCCCUGACCUCGUGACCUCUGCCCCUGAGGUGACCGAGACAGGCUCCACUCUGCUGAUCCAGCAGACCCCUGAAGUCAUCAGGGUACAGAAUAGCAAACCAGAGAAGAAACCUGGCACUCCUCCACCAUCUCCAGCUCAGGCCCCCUCCUCGCCGACCCCACGACCCCUCACGCCACCACCCCCUGCCAACUACGUGGUGGUCGCUCCCCCUCCCAUCUCCAUAAACAUUCCACGCUUCUAUUUCCCCAAAGGCAUCCCCAACUGCCCUGCCAACUAUGACGAGGCCAUUGGCAAAAUCGAGAGUGCCUUCACCGAGUUCGAAGAAGAGAAAGCGGACAUUUAUGAGAUGGGCAAGAUCGCUAAGGCCUGUGGCUGCCCUCUGUACUGGAAAGCGGCCAUGUUCAACGGCGCUGGUGGGGAGAGAACUGGCUUUGUCUCCGUCCACUCCUUUAUCGCCAUGUGGAGGAAGCUGCUGCACAACUGCCAUGAUGAUGCAUCAAAGUUUAUUUACUUGCUAGCCAAACCAGGCUGCAGCUACCUGGAGCAGGAAGACAUGAUCCCAUUACUACAGGAUAUAGUGGACACCCAUCCAGGGCUGACCUUUCUGAAAGAUGCGCCCGAGUUCCACUCUCGCUACAUUACAACAGUGAUACAGCGGAUAUUCUACACAGUGAACCGCUCCUGGACGGGCCGCAUCUCCAUGAUGGAGCUGAGGAGGAGUAACUUCCUGCAGACCCUUGGCCUUUUGGAGGAGGAGGAUGAUAUAAACCAGAUCACAGACUACUUCUCCUAUGAACACUUUUAUGUCAUCUACUGUAAAUUCUGGGAGCUGGACACUGACCAUGACCUCUUCAUUGACCCCAAGGACUUGGCCAGAUACAAUGACCAUGCCUCAUCAAACAGAAUCAUUGAGCGGCUCUUCUCCGGAGCGGUCACAAGAGGGAACUCCGUGCAGAGGGAAGGGCGCAUGAGCUACGCCGAGUUUGUCUGGUUCCUCAUCUCAGAAGAAGACAAGAAAAAUGCAACCAGCGUUGAGUACUGGUUCCGCUGCAUGGACGUCGACGGGGACGGCGUGCUGUCCAUGUACGAGCUGGAGUACUUCUAUGAGGAGCAGUGCGAGCGCAUGGAGGGCAUGGGCAUCGAGCCGCUGCCCUUCCACGAUCUCCUGUGCCAGAUGCUGGACCUGGUCAAACCAGAGUGCCAAGGUAAAAUAACGUUACGUGACCUCAAGCGCUGCAGGAUGGCACACAUAUUCUUCGACACUUUCUUCAACCUGGAGAAGUAUCUCGACCACGAGCAGAGAGAUCCAUUUGCAGUGCAAAAGGAUCUGGACAGUGACAGCCCAGAGCCGUCUGACUGGGAUAAGUAUGCUGCGGAGGAGUAUGAGAUCCUGGUUGCCGAGGAGACGGCCAAUGAGCAGCUCCAAGAGGGGUCUUUUGAAGACGACUAUGAAUCUGAUGAGCUCACAGUCCCUUCAGAAAUUGGGAAUAAAAUGGACAAGCUGGUCAUAUCUGACCUCUCUGCAUAAGCUCCGGAGCAUUGUGGCCUGUUCUCAACUCUAGGACGACAAAGAAGAAGAUAUAUAUUCAGAGAAAGACAGAGAGGGAGAGGGGCUUAUCAGUCCACAUCCUCUCUACUACUGAAAGGGAAAACUGCCUUUUUCUGCAUUUAAACAAUGAACUUUUGAGUAUAUGUGUUUGUACAGCUGUCUGUGUGUGUGUGUGUGUGUGUGUGUGUGUGUGUGUGUGUGUGUGUGUGUGUGUAUGUGUGCAAGAGAGAAAGUAUGUGAGUGUGUAUGGGGGUUCAGGAGAGCUGAUGUCUAAACCAAAAGGCUUUCUGUUAUGUGCAAUAUGUCUUAACAUGUAGAGCGAAUCACAUUUUCCACUUCUGCAGUGAAAUGGUCAUUUUCUGAGCCCCACUCCCCAACCCCCCAAAACUACAAACUGCCAGCAGAUGUUGUCCAUCCAUUUCAAGACCCAUUUUGUGGGAAAAAUGACCGUAAACUGGCCUUUGAAGUAUGAGAACAUCAGCUACCACAUGUUACAAAGGAGCGAGAGGAAGGUGGACAUACUCUUGUGUGCUUUGUGUUGUGCCCAUCGUUGCUGCAAAGAAGCUCGACUCAACUCGACUCCCAAACUGUAACUAAAUCGAUCUACGUACGGUAUUCUUUCAGUGUUUGGUUUGAGAUGGUGUAGCUUCUGCUAUACUGAAAGACUGUGAUAGCACAAAGAAACCUUUUCUUUUCUAUGUCAUGUUGGACACCUUUCCUGUGAACAAUCAAUGUGAUUUUAUGAGUGAAUUGUGCCUCCCUGUGGUCAAAUGUAAUACUGCACAGAAACAGCACAUGGAUUAAAUUGGCAAUGGGGAAUAGUAGUAGUCUGUGAGUUGUGGUGACUUACAGUGCUUAUGGGAGAAGGCCUGUGAGAAAUAACAGGUCUAAGAUCUAAACAUUUCCACAUGCAGCAGUUUAUCUGUAUCUAGCAUACAAUUUCACAUGUAGACUGGGGGCUUAGUCCUGACAAUCUUGAAACAAUAUUUACUGUUUCAAACUCCCACUCCAAGCAUUUGCAGGAGUUAAUAUUGCCGUCAACCAGAACUCCAUGUUCAUCCAAGAAUCCUUCUUAAAAUAUGACCAAGGCUGGUCAUAUAGUCACGGGGGCUCAGAGGACUUACAGUAUAUUGCAAUAUGAAUUAAGUUUUUGUUCAAAAUUGUCUUUCUGGAUAUUUUUAUAGCUUCAGAAUAUGACCGGGAUUCCUUCAGAAAUUGUACAAUGUCUAAAAUGUUAGGCUGAUUUAUUAUUCAUUUUCUUUUUUUGACGAUGGCUGUGCCUUAUCUCACAUCAUUCAUGUCCUGCACAGUCACAGACAGUCACACAUCGCAUCACAUGUCAUCACAUCACAUCACAUCACAUCACAUCACAUCAAAUUUAUUUAUAUUGCGCAUUUCAUACACAGGGGUCAUUCAAGGUGCUUUACAUAAACAAAAUGUUGUGUUCAGUUGCGUUACAUGUCUGUGGUAGUGGUCCCCCAGAUGUCAUGCUGAAGAGGGACGCUAAGGCAGCCGGGGACUCAAGGCUGCCAACAUGAUCUAAUGACUGAUGUCCCCCAACAUCACCAGAGGUUCCACCUCGUCCUCUGUCUCCGCCUUUUCUCUGUGGAUGGCUGAUGUGACUCCUCCAGUCCUGUACUGAAAGACACCCAGCACGCUCUCUCAGUGCUGCCCCCAGUGGACAGUGUUACUGCCCACACUUGUGUGUUUCUGUAAUUAGUGUAAUAUAUUUAUAUAUGCUAAAAGUGCAUAGUUUUGCAAGCCAUUGUCAUGUGUGACAGCUAGCUGCCUGUGUACUGUAGUUGAAUUAUUUUUCUGACCCUAUAGUAGGACAUUUAUUUUAUAUAGCCUCUGUAAAUGUCUGUUUUAUUUGUUUUGUUUCUCCCAUGUGUUCAACUCAGCCACUGAGUGGCAAAGCAUUUUUAAAUUAUGAUAUGUCUGUGAUUGCCAGUGUUAUCGUAUGUGCAGUAAGCUGAAUCUGUGUGUCAUUUUGUUAUUUUAUUUUUGAGGGAAUUUUGUAUAAAUUCAUUACAAGAUGACAAUCAACUGGAUAUAAUUUUAUCUUAGCAAUGUGUUUGUAGCUCUCCUUUAUAGUCUGCGGGUCUAUCUGAGCAAUACAAACUGCUAUAUCAAUCAGGCUAAUUAGUACAA
Molecule: messenger RNA, 7142 nt
Organism: Alosa sapidissima (American shad)
Lineage: Eukaryota; Metazoa; Chordata; Actinopteri; Clupeiformes; Clupeidae
Gene: ppp2r3a
Product: protein phosphatase 2, regulatory subunit B'', alpha
Exons: 16
Coding region: 1113-4970 (1285 amino acids)
Biological process (GO): protein dephosphorylation
Cellular component (GO): protein phosphatase type 2A complex
Molecular function (GO): protein phosphatase regulator activity; calcium ion binding
Source: RefSeq, a predicted model, not a curated record